AUGUCGGAUAUGUCGAUUCCUCCCCCCCCUCCUGGGAUCCGCCCUACGACCCCUAUUCCCGUCUCCCACCAGAAGCUUCUGCUCCGUGCUCGCACCACCAAUUCGCGGUCAUUCAAUCUCGACAGCAUGCCGGAAUCGCCUCCAGAAGAGAGCAGGAGCUACAGCAACCACAGCUUCGCCUCCUUCAUGACUUCACUGAGCAGCUUUGAAAGCGCCUGUACUUGGCAGAAUGCAAAGCUCAAACUCGCCGACGAGCCAGGCUUGGUUGCGGUCAGCCAGUCACCUGACGGCAAGAGGCUGGCGGCAGGAGGAGGCAACGUGCUGUCGAUCCUGGAUAUGAGUGAGCUCACCCGCCGUGGAGGAAACAUGAAGGUCAUUCAGAACAUCCUUGCCAAGAGCAGGAUGGAGACUCAAAGGUCAGCUCGUCACAAGUCUGCUGGUAACGUCCAGGACUUGCGCUGGCAUCCUGCAUCGCAACAGUUUAUCGCGUCCGCUGCAUCCAACGGCUCGAUCCUCCUCUGGGACAUAACCACCAAUGGCAACGUGGUGUGGGAAGGGAAAGACCACACCAGGACUGUGUGGAGGCUUGCGUGGUGCCAACCGAGCGGUAAUGAGUACCUGCUAUGCAGCGGCUCUCUCGAUGGGACGAUCAGAUUGUGGGACCGUCGGGGCAGCUGCCACAGCUGCAUCUCCAUCAGCAAGCACAACCAGCAGGAGGCCGUGAGGGACCUCAGAGUUUGCGGGGCCGACCCUUGGAAGCUAGCAGCUGGGCUGGAAUGUGGAAACGAGGGAGCGAUCGUCGUUUGGGACCUGCGUGCUCCCCAGCAGAAGCCUCUUUUCCGCGUGAAGGAAGAGACGGCAGUUCAUGCGGUUGACUGGCACCCCGAGCACUCGUCGAUCCUUGCGACUGGGCGAGCAUCGAGAGCGCAUGCUGCCGGUUGCCUGAAAGUCUGGGACAUGAAGGAGGCAGGAGAUGGGACGGAGGCGCUUCCUAUUGCCAAGAUCAUCACCCCAGACGGCGUGUCCAACAUCAUGUGGAGGCCAACCUACCGCACUCACGUCGCCACCACCUACAUGAGCAGGCUCGCUAACGUACACGUGUGGGACCUGCCGAGUUUCUGGACGCCUCUAGCGAGCCUGUGCGGUCAUACGAAGCCCGUCACAGACAUGGUGUGGCAAGAUGCGCAUGUGUUCUCGCAGCCAAACCAGCUGUCGGACGACUGCUGCUGGAUAUUCUCCUGCUCCAAGGACGGCACAGUACAGCGCCAGCACCUGCAGAACGGCUACCUUCCCUUCCGCCAUAUGCGCAACUCCACCUUCUCUGCCGACUGCUACGGCGAUGUCUACAGCUCUUACUCCAAGGUCAAUCGUGACACUUCUCAGCUCACCGAGAAGACGCCCAACGCCCGUCAGAUGGCGAAGUCCGGCAGCUUCCUCCAUGUCUUCCCCUCCCUGCCAAAGGGCAAGCCAGCAAGGAAAGCCGGAGGCCCCCUCAGUCGGGCCAGCAGCGGGGGCUCCAUAGCAGGAGCGGGAGCAGGAGCAGGAGACAGCGAGGUGGUAGUGAUGAGGAAACUAGCAUCCCGGUACGCUGUCGGGGGAGGAACAUGGAAAGAGCUGUGCCGCACGAACAACCGAGCAUGCCUGGAUCUCGGGCUGACACACACGGCAGCAAGCUGGAGCUUCUUGUCGAAACUGUCUGAAGGGUCGGAGGUCCAGGGAGAGAGACAUGGAGGGGGGUCAAGCUCGAGGCCAGAGAUCAACUGCCCGCCUUCUAUCUCCUUCUCCUCCACCCCAGACCUUGUUGAUCCCCUCUUGGGCGACAUGAUGCGGAAUGCGUGCCUGUGCGGCGACGUUGUCACGUGCGCUACGAUGGCUCUCGUGCUCGGCAGGUCCAGUCUGGAGAGGAUAGGAGUAACGAAGCUCGAGUUCGUCUCAUGGCUGAACGGCUACCUCGACUUGCUCUUCAAGCUUCGACUCUACAGUAUCGCCGCUGUGGUUAUGAAGAGCUGCGGAGGAAGCGGCGAGGGACUUGACGAGUCGGACGCCAUCGUGCAGAUUGCACAGAGGAACAUGCGCAACACCAGCGUGCGGGUCAAAUUCGGCAGCUGGAGGACCAAGAAGGAUGCCAAGAAGACUGCUGCCGCUCAGCUGAGGGAUGAUCAGGGAGUGAGCAGGGAAGGAGCGCUGGUUCCCCCGGGCAGCCCCAAGAGCCCUAGCAGGAUGCUCCCUCCUCUCCCCUCCAACGACUCCUUCCGCCUAGCCGCUGCGAGGGGACGGCAUACACCGCUCCCUCAGCGAGCUGCGACUCUCCGAGCAGGCAGCGGGAGUCGCGAGGGCGCCGAUUUCUCAAGCUCGGGGGACAACCUUGCGGGAGAGGACAGACCCUGGUUCGCCUGCUCCGGCUGCGAUGUCAAAGUCAAGGGCGACACUCCCAACUGCAGCAACUGCGGGCACUCCGCAAUCCGAUGUGCAAUCUGCAGGUUGUCUGUUCAUGGCGCCUUCAUGUGGUGCCAGGGCUGCGGGCAUGGCGGUCACAUGCAACACAUGUACAAGUGGUUUCAACGGCACCCGUACUGCCCUGCAGGAUGCGGGCACAAGUGCCUCCCGUCAUCGGAGAGCCGAUGA
Guillardia theta CCMP2712 is the source of this 2625-nucleotide messenger RNA. RefSeq lists its product as hypothetical. NCBI's taxonomy places the organism in Eukaryota, Cryptophyceae, Pyrenomonadales, Geminigeraceae. Gene Ontology annotation, molecular function: protein binding. The transcript has 6 exons. The record is from RefSeq and is a predicted model, not a curated record. Gene Ontology annotation, biological process: positive regulation of TOR signaling. The coding region runs from base 1 to 2625 and encodes 874 amino acids.